Nasonia vitripennis (jewel wasp) is the source of this 3766-nucleotide messenger RNA. RefSeq names its product glutamate receptor ionotropic, kainate 2. Gene Ontology annotation, biological process: monoatomic ion transport. The record is from RefSeq and is a predicted model, not a curated record. Gene Ontology annotation, cellular component: postsynaptic membrane; plasma membrane. The coding region runs from base 379 to 3243 and encodes 954 amino acids. Lineage: Eukaryota; Metazoa; Arthropoda; Insecta; Hymenoptera; Pteromalidae. Gene Ontology annotation, molecular function: glutamate-gated receptor activity. The transcript has 19 exons.
GUUGCACGCUGGCUGCUGCCACGACAGGAGCCGCCGCCGCCGCGCUCUCGCUUCCGACGCCGUUUUAUCUAUACCUACGUUAACACGCGCGCAACAACACCUACCCCCCUCGCCACCCCCGACCGCUUUUGAGGUUAUGUACACCGGCGGAAGAUCGUCGCGCACACCCUCGUGAGGACACGUCUCCGCAUGCGACGAUCAUCGCGCGGCGAAGCUGCUGCUGCUCUGCACGACCGCUCGAUUGAUGUAGCGCAAAUCGCGAAUACAUAGAUGCUAGAGGAGGAGACAGAGGCGGGAGGACACAGAGCAGCAGCAGCAGCGGGAAGAACAAGGCGGUGGGGACGAACGGCGGCACGGCUUCGGCUUUCGAGAUGAGCUAUGAAGGGGGACCACCCGGGCUUUCUUCUGGCCUGCUGCGUCCUGCUCACCGUUCAUCUGCUACAGCUGGCCAGCGAUGUGCGGGCUCUGCCUCCGGUCAUCAAAAUUGGUGCCAUUUUCACUCAUGACCAAAGAAACACUAGCACCGAGCUGGCCUUCAAGUACGCCGUGCAUAAGAUUAACAAGGACAGAAUCAUACUGCCGAACACGACCCUGGUCUACGACAUCCAAUACGUGCCUAAGGACGACUCUUUUCACGCGUCGAAGAAAGCUUGUCAGCAAGUUAAGUUCGGCGUGCAGGCCGUAUUCGGUCCGUCGGAUCCGAUCCUAGGUCAGCACAUCCACAGCAUAUGCGAUGCCCUGGACAUACCGCACCUGGAGGCCAGGCUGGAUCUAGACUCCGAGGCGAAGGAAUUCAGCAUAAAUCUGCAUCCUGCACAAAGUCUCCUGAACGCCGCUUACCAGGACGUCAUGACCUUCCUCAACUGGACCAAAGUCGCCAUAAUCUACGAGGACGACUACGGUUUGAUAAAGCUGAGGGAGCUCGUGAGGUCGCGAAAGGCGCAGGACAUGGAGGUGUAUCUGCGACAGGCUGAUCUCGACUCGUACAGGCAGGUCCUAUCGGAGAUCAAAGCCAAGGAGGUUCACAAUAUCAUCGUCGACACCCGAGCCGAGAAUAUGCACCAUUUUCUGCGUAUGAUACUCCAACUGCAAAUGAACGACUACAACUACCACUACCUCUUUACGACUUUUGAUAUUGAAACGUUCGAUCUCGAGGACUUUAAGUACAACUUCGUCAACAUCACUGCCUUUCGAUUGGUCGACGCGGAAGACGUCGGUGUGCGCGGCAUCCUCAGGGACAUGGAGAAGUUCCAGACCGAGGGUAAUAAUCUGCUCAACAAAUCCCGCGUCAUACAAGCAGAGCCCGCCCUAAUGUACGACAGCGUUCAAGUAUUCGCCGUAGGCUUGCGAACUCUGGAGCAAUCUCAUGCCUUGAGGCCGAUGAAUAUUUCCUGCGAGCUCGAGCAUCCCUGGGACGGUGGACUAUCUCUCAUCAACUACAUCAACUCGGUGGAGAUGAAAGGAAUUUCCGGACCUAUAGAAUUCAAGGAGGGUCGAAGAAUACAAUUUAAACUGGAUUUACUCAAGCUCAAGCAGCAUUCUCUAGUUAAGGUCGGAGAAUGGCGUCCAGGUCUGGGAGUCAACGUCACCGACACGUCGGCCUUCUUCGAGCCCGGCGCGACCAACGUCACCCUCGUCGUCAUCACGAUUCUGGAGCAGCCGUACGUGAUGCUGCGCAGCCGGGGCAACUUCAGUGGGAACGAGCGCUACGAGGGCUUCUGCAUCGACCUGCUCAAGGAAAUAGCGCACAUGGUCGGCUUUGCCUACAGGAUCGAGCUCGUGCCCGACGGCAAGUACGGCGUUUACGACUACGAGACCGGCGAGUGGAACGGCAUCGUUCGCCAGCUGAUGGACAAGAAAGCAGAUUUGGCAGUGGGCUCCAUGACCAUCAACUACGCCCGAGAGAGCGUCAUCGACUUCACAAAGCCCUUCAUGAACCUGGGAAUCUCCAUACUGUUCAAGGUACCGACGAGUCACCCGGCCCGGCUCUUCUCUUUUAUGAAUCCACUGGCAAUCGAGAUCUGGCUGUACGUACUGGCCGCCUACAUCCUCGUCUCCGUAACGAUGUUCGUGGUCGCCCGGUUCAGCCCGUAUGAAUGGAACAAUCCGCAUCCGUGCCACUCGGGACCCGAAAUCGUCGAGAAUCAGUUUUCGCUGGCGAAUAGCUUCUGGUUCACGAUCGGCACCCUAAUGCAGCAGGGCAGCGACCUUAAUCCCAAGGCUGCAAGCACACGCAUCGUUAGCGGCGUCUGGUGGUUUUUUACUCUCAUUAUCAUUUCGUCGUAUACCGCUAAUCUCGCGGCGUUUCUUACGGUGGAGCGCAUGAUAACGCCCAUAGAAAAUGCCGAAGAUCUUGCGAGCCAAACCGACAUUUCUUACGGGACCUUGGAAAGCGGCAGCACCAUGACGUUCUUCAGGGAUUCGAUGAUCGAGACGUACAAGAAGAUGUGGAGAUUCAUGGAGAACAGAAAACCGUCGGUUUUUGUGCCGACGUACGAGGAAGGAAUACAGAAAGUUCUCCAGGGCAAUUACGCAUUCCUGAUGGAGUCGACGAUGCUAGAUUACAUUGUUCAAAGGGAUUGCAAUUUGACACAAAUUGGAGGGCUGCUAGACACUAAGGGCUAUGGCAUUGCGACGCCGAUGGGUUCACCGUGGAGGGACAAAAUCUCGUUGGCUAUUUUGGAACUUCAAGAGAAGGGUGAGAUCCAAAUUCUUUACGACAAAUGGUGGAAAAGUCCAAGCGAUACGUGUCUGAGGAACGACAAAGAAAAAGGAAGCAAAGCUAAUGCACUAGGAGUAGACAAUAUAGGAGGUAUUUUCGUCGUUUUAUUAUGCGGACUGGCAUUCUCAGUGCUGAUCGCUAUUUUUGAAUUUUGCUACAAUUCCAAGAGAAACGCACCAGCAGAACGCCAAAGAACCCCAAUACCGCCGCCAACCUGCUCGGGAUCCCUGCAAGGAAUUCCUCAGGCAGCACAGAUGCAACAGCAAAGUCAGCAGCAGCAGGAAUCGCUGUGCUCGGAAAUGGCGCGCGAAUUAUGCCGCGCAAUACGUUGUCACGCCUCGUCGCGCAGGAGGAAAGCCUGCGAAAAAUGCUCGACUCACGUCGUCGGCUAUCCCAUAGAUAAUUCCACGCCCACACCAAUCAAUGGAGUGAGAUCACAAAGAAGUAGUCUGAGACUGGAUAUGUCGCCUCACAUUCACAUGCAUCAUCACUCGCCUCAACAAGAUUACGAUGGAAACUGACUACGACCAAGGAAAUAAAAUAAAUUUACAAGGAUACGCUUUAAAUUAUUUUUACCGAUAACGAUGUGUUUAUAGAACGCGACGAAACAUCAUUUGUACAACAUGCACAUUUCUUAGCAAUAAGAUAAAGAAAAUAAUUGUCUGAUAAAGUUGUCGUGCGUCCUUCGUCGUGAAUAACUUGUCUUUGUAUAGAAGGCUGUUAUGUCGACGCCUUACUUCUGCACAUAAAGUACAGAUUAUUUAUAUCAGAGGACAAAAGUCUUUAGAAAGAGUAAAAAUCAUACCGCAACAGAGAGUAAGUUACGUUUUUUUUUAUAACCCAAAAGAAAACUCACAAUUGUACGGAAAGUUUCUGAUGACUCUAAGAAACGACAAUUGUUUUAAUUGCUUUUGUAAAUAAAGUUUGAAGAAAAACAAAUGAAAAAGAGAAAAAGUAAAAUGAUAAUAGGUGUAAUUAAGUUGACAAAGUCGACAGGCUGGAUUAUAAUGAUGUGAAUUGUCGUGAAUAGCAUUUCAAAGCCCU